GGAGUAAGUUACGGUGAGACUUACCUUCAUCCCUCAAGCUAAGUCACUGAAACUGCGACUAAGUUUCAGGCCGGGGGACGGACGCCGAUGGCUACGAGGAGAUGGUGGAAGCGGCGCGACGGUAGCGACGACGCGGACGAUCUCGUCCCCAUGGACACCCAAGAGCAGGAGGAGCUGGUCCGGUCCCUGGAGCAGAGGCAGGCGCACCAAAGCCGCCGUUGGAGGCAUGUCUUUGCGGGAUUCCUCCUGAGCUACGCGGUCUUCCUCGUCUACUCCAGCUUCCACCAUGCCUGGUCUCCCUGGGAGCUGCGAUACCAUGCUUAUUUUAUGGAAGAUUUGCCUUCGCCGAUGGUCAUAGUCACAGAUUGGAUAGCUGCCCUUGCAUGCUUAUUCGCAAUGAAGGGGCUAGUACAAGCAUCCAACUCCUCCAAGAAGUGGAUGUGGUAUUCUUUCUAUGUUGCCAUGGUGGUUGCCGUCUUCUGGAUAUACUACCUCUUGAAGUUACCAAGGAUCCGAUGGGAUGUGGUGUGGCUCCCGCUUGGCCCUUUGAUAGCUUCUGCAUUGAGCCUCUAUGUGGACCAUACGCUAGUGAAGUCGAUGCAAGAUAUCAGCACAUUGAGGGGCUACAUGUACAACUUCAAGUCCCUGUGAUGCUAAGCAUAUGCCUCUUCUGGAUCUUGCAUUUAGCUGUACUAUGUACAUGGGACCUCACAACGAGUCAAAAUUCUAGUAUACUAGUCUAGUUGCGUCAGUCUAGCUGCGUAUGAAUUAUCUCGGGUCGCCUCGCAGCACGGAAUACUGAUACGAUUGAUCACUCUCUACAUAACUUUAGGGCCUGUUUGUUUGCCCGCAUGGUUGGUAGUAAGGCCGUUUAAUUCCGUUUAAA
Messenger RNA from Hordeum vulgare subsp. vulgare (domesticated barley), 886 nucleotides. RefSeq lists its product as uncharacterized. Bases 88 to 651 code for a protein of 187 amino acids. The record is from RefSeq and is a predicted model, not a curated record. The transcript is spliced from 7 exons. NCBI's taxonomy places the organism in Eukaryota, Viridiplantae, Streptophyta, Magnoliopsida, Poales, Poaceae.